AUGGAAACCUCCGCCCUUGAAGCUACUAAUGUGGAAACCGCGUUUUUGACGAUCUUAACAGAGAUUUAUCGUAUAAUCAUCAAGAAAUCAUUAACAGCUGAUGAUGAUGCAGAUGGGAAUUCAAGUCUCUUAAAGGGAACUAGAAUUAUCAUCCUGAGUGAGCAGGAGAGUGGGAAAAGGGGUGGAUGUUGCGGAAAAUCUUGA
Molecule: messenger RNA, 204 nt
Organism: Arabis nemorensis
Lineage: Eukaryota; Viridiplantae; Streptophyta; Magnoliopsida; Brassicales; Brassicaceae
Source: the annotation of a GenBank genome assembly